Molecule: messenger RNA, 1568 nt
Organism: Oryzias latipes (Japanese medaka)
Lineage: Eukaryota; Metazoa; Chordata; Actinopteri; Beloniformes; Adrianichthyidae
Source: RefSeq, a predicted model, not a curated record
UUGGGAGACCUCAGAUGUGCAAGAGAGAGGCUGUGCCACAAUGAGAGGACUGGCUGUUUUUAUCCUUCUUGGUGCAUUAUCGAUGCCUUCAAACCUGGAACUUUCUCAACCCGCCUUCUUUUUUGAAAGUGAACUUGGUGAUGAUGUGACUCUGAAAUGUUCAGCAACUGGCUUUGAUCAACGGUUGCUUUACUGGUUUAAAUUCCAGUUUGGAUAUAAGAUCCAGUUAAUUUCAAAAACCCCUGGAGGAGGACCACAUCUUGAAAACGAGUUUGACUCCUCCAGAUUCAUUUCCACUCAAACUGGUCAAGAACAUGUUCUUAUCAUAAAAAAUGUCAGCAAAGAAGAUCAAGGGACAUACUUUUGUCAGGCUGGAUCCUCAUACAACAUGGAAUUCAUCAAUGGCAGUUUGUUAGUUGUUAAAGAUCCUAAAACUAAGCACAUAUUCAACAACGUGGAAAAAGGUCCAGGUGUGGAGUUGGUCCAGGAGGGAAACACAGUCAAUCUUCAAUGUUCAGUUAUUUCAAAAACCAAAGAGAAUCCAACAGAGUGUGCAAGUGAACACCAAGUGUACUGGUACAAAGCGGCAUCAGCAUCUGGUCCACAAAUCAUUCACACAACCACUUCCAAGUGUGAUGUUCAAGAAAAGAGAAGAUGUGACUACCAUCUGUCAAAAACCAUACACAACUCCUCGGAUUCUGGCCUUUACUCUUGUGCUGUGCUCUCGUGUGGAGAAAUCCUGUUUGGUGAAAGGACUGAAGUACAGAUAAAGGGUGCAUUGUCGUGGAAGGUCAUUGUUCUUGGUGCACUGACGACCUUCAGUGUAUUUGUGAAUGUCAUUCUAAUUCUAAUAAAAGAAAAGAAGAUGCCUGUUUGUGUCCAACACAAAGGAAAACAAAGGAACUGGAAUGAAUUAUUUAGUAUUGCAGUGUUCACAAAAAUACGACAAGACUGAAGAGCAAGACGGAAUUAAUGGAUAUUCAAAUAUUAGAAGAGGCCCACCCUAAACACAUGAUUCAUAUAAUCUAAAAACACUUUUUUUUGUUAAUCGUGGCCAGAUUAGCCCUUGGCUAGACUAUUGUUGUUAGUGCGGCAUUAAGCAGGUCAAACUUAAAAUAUGAUUCUGUCUCACCUUUUAAUUAACAGUUUACUGCUUCUUGGAUGACUGUCCUGUUCUCAGCCUGCUGAUUAGUUUUUCUUUUAUUCAUUUCCUCUCCUCCUGCUCCCUAUGAUUAAGCCUCAUGCUCUCAUAUAUGCUGCUGCUUCUGUUCACUCUAGUGCUAGUUAAUUUGCAUUGCUCUAUAGCUGUUUUGCUGUGGCUGCUGUGUUUAUUCUUGGAGGUUGCUACUGUGUUGUAUUGUCUUUAGGGAUGUUUAAAAGAGAGCACUUGUGUCAGUUUGACAUGGCGAUGCAUCAACAUGUUGUGUCCAGGAUUCAUAAACAUCACCAUCAGCGGAAGGCAGUGUGAGACAAGGCGGUUACCCUCAAUGGUCACGUCGUCCUUUUCUUUGACAUAGUAUUCAAUAAAUGUCUUGAUCAAAGUGAUGUUUUUUUUUUCUCCUUUUUUU